ACGACGAUUGCCGUAUAAAACAGUAAAGCGUUCAUAGAAACCACCGUAUUCAUUUUUUUUCUUCUCCAGGCACAAUGAAGAAGAAAAAGGGCUCAAAGAAAAAAAAAAAAUCGUCUAAAGUAACAAGUAAACUUUCAUCUGAAAUAGAGGAUGAAAGUAAUGUUGGGGACAGUCCUGAAACUACAACACUUAUGUCUGGAGAUACACAACCAAGUGGAAAGAAAAAGAAAAAGAAAGGAGGAAAGAAGAAAAAACUUUCAAAAUCAGAAAAAGCUUUGCAAACUCUAGAAAAAAAAGGUGAAAAAUUGAAAGGAAAUGCUGCUCAUUAUGAUGCCUUUAUUAAUCGAAUGCAUCAGUGGAUGCUGGACAACACAAGAUUGGCUCUAGAAAUGUUCAAACAAUUUGAUUCAGAUGGAUUAAUUUCAUAUGAUCAGUUUAAAGCAGCCAUGUUUGACCUUAAUGCUCCAGUGAACAAAGUGGAGCUACAUCUUAUGUGUAAACUUUUAGACAAAGAAGAUGCUGGUGAAAUUGAUUACAAAGAGUUUGCUAAUGGUUUGCAGUUUAUAAAAGAAUUACGAGAAAUAGAUCGUCAAAGAGUCCAUGAUGAAACUCAAUUACUGUUGACACAACGCAAGUUCCCAGCAUGCCCAUGCUGUAAAAUGCUUAUAGUUGAACCUUGGCGAGAGACAUUACCAAGAUUCAUUUUACUUGAACUAAGAUGUGUGACCUUUGACAUGAUUGGGAAGUAUCCAGGACAUCUUAAGUUGCUGGUACACAGCCACCUGCCAGUUUGUGGCUUGAUUCAGAUGAUUAUUGCAGAGACAGACAUCAGCUCAAGUAAAAUAGCAGUUUUCCGUGAUACCUCUAGAAGUCCAGAAUCUGUUUUACCUCCAACAAUGACCCUAGAAGAAUGUGGCUUUGUAGGAGAGGUUUUGACCAGUUGUGAGGAGCGUGUCUUGUACUAUGACUACACUGUAGAGUUUACAGACUGCCCAAUCUUAAUGUGUGAUCAUUAUUUUGGACAAAAAGUAAAAAUAUAGAAUUUUCCAGCUGCAGUAAUAUUUUUUGGAAUCAUGAAAUUUGAUCUUUUUGAUGUCGCUAUUUUUACAGUACUGAUUACUCAUUAAAUGAGAAUUCUAACUAGUAAUAAUAAAUGCAUAGCAUUCUCCCUGUAAUGUAUUUACAACACUGUAACAAACAGAAAGUUCUUGUUAAUAUUUGUAUUUAUUUUAGAAUGUCACUGUUAUAAUUUAUGCACAAACUAUUUAUCUGAAAGUUUUAUUUUGUCUUGCACAAUCUGUCUCAGAAAUUUUAUUUUAUAUUAAAAGAAUGUGAAUAGUUUACUAUUAACAACAGACAAAUUCAAAUUAAUCAUUAGAAAUACAAAUCCUAUUGUUCCUUUUCAAAAAUAUAAACCAUCAAUGUGUUUAAAUUACUGUGAGGCAAAAAUGUUUUUGCCAUUUUUCACUAAUACUAAGAGCCAUAUAAAUUUCAAAUGGUUUACUUAAAAAAAAAUAAUUUAUAGAAAAGUUGUCUUGGGACAUUUUCAGAAACUAUUUACCUAAAAUUUUUGUGAGGAGCAGUUUUCUCAAUUUAGAGUAAAUUUUUAUUAAAUAUAUUUUGUCACUAUUAAGUAGUUUUAUUUUAAAUAUAUUGUAUUGAUGUUUUGUUGUCCCUUCUCUAGCCUCAGAAGUGUUAAGUUUCAAUCAUAACAUUUUUAGAAUUGAUCCUUCAUUAACUUUACCACAGUAAAGAGAAUAUUUUAGAAUAA
Messenger RNA from Physella acuta, 1771 nucleotides. RefSeq lists its product as uncharacterized. The record is from RefSeq and is a predicted model, not a curated record. Lineage: Eukaryota; Metazoa; Mollusca; Gastropoda; Physidae. Gene Ontology annotation, molecular function: calcium ion binding.